Messenger RNA from Rotaria socialis, 276 nucleotides. NCBI's taxonomy places the organism in Eukaryota, Metazoa, Rotifera, Eurotatoria, Philodinida, Philodinidae. The record is from the annotation of a GenBank genome assembly.
AUGGCAACAACACAAAUGAAAACACCGCUCAAUCCACGCCCAUACAUUAAUGAGUUAGUUGGAAAAAAAAUUCUUGUGCGUCUCAAAUGGGGUAUGACUUAUGAGGGCGUUCUUGUUAGUGUUGAUCAAUAUAUGAAUGUACAAUUAGGCAAUGCUGUAGAAUAUAUUGAUGAUCAAAACAAAGGUCCAUUAGGUGAAGUCCUUAUUCGAUGUAACAAUAUUCUUUAUAUAUCCGGCAGGGAAGAAGCUGAUGAAGAUGAUGAUGCUAUGGCAUAA